Messenger RNA from Trichomonas vaginalis G3, 531 nucleotides. Its product is annotated as putative DNA-binding domain family. The transcript has a single exon. Gene Ontology annotation, cellular component: NSL complex. Bases 1 to 531 code for a protein of 176 amino acids. The record is from RefSeq and is a predicted model, not a curated record. Lineage: Eukaryota; Parabasalia; Trichomonadida; Trichomonadidae.
AUGAAUAUUGCACAAUUUCACAUUAUUGAAAAGCAAGGCUGCGAUCUUCCAAAGGAUCCACCUCCUCCAGAUGCAUUAGAAGCUCCACCAGUCAUUGAUCCAGAUCAAGAUUUCAAGUCUUUUAAUAUCCAACCUCUUGUUACAGCUUCAAGUGCUCAGGAAGAGACCAAAACACGUGAUGAAAUUUAUAUCCACAUGCGUCAGUAUUGUUUAAAUCACGAUAAAACAGAAAAACGUAGUAAAUUUGUAGAUGAACAUUAUCAAGCUAUUAAAAACAUACUUUACCAUGGAAACCUUGAAGAAAUCAAAGAGUUAUACAAAAAACGCCAUGAAUGGAGAACGAAAGCUCAUGAAAUACGUAAAGAUGAUUUUCCAAUCUGCAAAGUUGACACAUGCAUCCAUAUAGCUCUUCCUGGUUCAGAGUAUUGUGCAAACCAUAUUUUACUUGAUCCAAAUCAAAAACUUUUCGUUCAAUGUCCUCAUUGUAAGAGACCAUACCCAAAGAACGGCGAAUGCUUAACUUGUGUUUAA